Sinocyclocheilus grahami is the source of this 4852-nucleotide messenger RNA. Its product is annotated as putative homeodomain transcription factor 2. Lineage: Eukaryota; Metazoa; Chordata; Actinopteri; Cypriniformes; Cyprinidae. Gene Ontology annotation, cellular component: endoplasmic reticulum. The record is from RefSeq and is a predicted model, not a curated record. The transcript is spliced from 26 exons. Bases 444 to 3827 code for a protein of 1127 amino acids.
GUUACUCACGCGUUACUCACGCCUCCGCCAGUCUCCGCCUGCGGCACACAUCCCUCGCGAGGCUCGCGUGUAACGGUGUUAACGGUGGUUAGGACGGUUUUCGCGCGGUUAACGGUCGUUAUUGGGCUGCGCGUUUAUUCCGUGCGCGCCGGUAACGCGGAUCUUACAGCUGCGGGCGACUCUUCUUCAGUAACCGCUUCGAGAGACCGCGACACUGAACACCCGCGAUCCUCUUCUUCAUCUUCAUCAGCAGCAGCAUCUUCAUCACGUCAAUCUUCCGUCGGUGUGUCGAGCAUGAACGACUGAAGCGGCGCGUAACGCUGUGUGUCAGCUCUGACCUUGAGUCGGUGUUGUGUUCUCGCUCGUGUCGGUCGCUCGGCCUGCAGCAGCGCUCCAUCAGAUUCUCUCUUAAAAUGCUCCAGCGUGUGACUCCUGACAUGUAAAUGGCGUCGAAGGUGCGUGAUGCUGUGCUCUGGUACCAGAAGAAGAUCGGUGCGUAUGACCAGCAGAUAUGGGAGAAAUCAGUGGAACAACGAGAGAUCAAGGGUCUGCGGAACAAACCAAAGAAGACCGGUCACGUGAAGCCGGACCUGAUUGAUGUGGAUCUGGUCAGAGGUUCUGCGUUUGCUAAAGCGAAGCCCGAGAGCCCGUGGACCUCUCUGACCCGGAAGGGCAUCGUCAGAGUGGUUUUCUUCCCCUUUUUCUUCCGCUGGUGGAUUCAGGUGACGUCGAGAGCUGUCUUCUACCUGCUGCUCUCUCUCUACCUGCUGCAGGUGCUGGCGGCCGUGUUGUUUUUCAGCAUCUCCAGUCCUCACAGCGUCCCCGUCACCGAGGUGUUUGGAGCCAUCUGGCUGAUGCUGCUGUUAGGAACCGUUCACUGCCAGAUCGUCUCCACACACACUCCUAAAGCCGGCGGCGGCGGCAGCGGGAAACGCCGCAGGAAGUUGAGGAAAGCGGCUCAUUUGGACAUUCAUAGAGAAGGCGACGGCUCUAGCACUACUGAUAACACACAGGAGGGGGCGCCGCAGGGCUCGCUGUCUGCCGGCUCACGCAGUCUCGUGGCUUUCUUCAAAGAUUUCUGGCAUGGUAUCUUUAAAGAGGGGUCUAAAAAGUCCAAGCUGUCCAUCGAUAAGUCUACAGAGACGGACAAUGGAUACGUGUCUCUGGACGGACGCAACACCAGCAAAAGCAGCGAGGAGGGUUUACAGCUGCAUGAUCCUCACUGCGACCUGCUGCGCUCCGAGACGCACUGGAGCCUCCAGCACAACAGACACCAGCUGAUCCUGCCGCCCACGGGCAAGUGUCUGUCUGAGGCUGCGGUUCCUCGCGCGGUGGAGAACAUGUCGGGUGAAGCGUCCAGUGAAGAAGACCCAGAGAACUACAGCGCCCUCCGCAGAGGAGUGGAGCGCAAGAACAGCGACUGCACGCUGCGCAACAGAAAAGCACACCACUACAAGAAGCACUACACUGCUGAGCAGGAGACGCUGAAGUCGGGCACCAGCUGCAGCUCGCGGUGCUCCAGCUCGCGGACGCAGGACUCUGAGAGCGCGCGGCACGAGUCUGAGACGGAGGAUGUUCUGUGGGAGGACUUCCUGCACUGCGCCGAGUGCCGCUCCUCCUGCAGCAGCGAAACAGACGCCGACGGAUCCGCAGCCUGUUCUGCCUCUAAGAAAGAGUUCAGAGAUGACCCGUUUCAUCAGGGUCACGUGCCGUGGCUCCACAGCUCUAAUCCGGGCCUGGAGCGCGUCAGCGCCAUCGUGUGGGAAGGAAACGAAUGCAAAAAAGCAGACAUGUCUGUGCUGGAAAUCAGCGGCAUGAUAAUGAACAGGGUCAAUCUGUACACUCCAGGCAUCGGCUAUCAGAUCUUGGGGAAUCUGGUGUCUGUGACGCUGGGUUUGACUCCAUUUGCGUACAGAUUGCUCCGGCUCUUUGUGCUGGAACAAUCUGUACGCAAAUGGAGUCAAACCCAGCGUCACAGACACCAGAUUCCCCAAGAUCUGAUAGCCGAUGCCUGGAGUGUACAGAUUGACCUGCGGGCGAGAGGAGGACGAGAUCAGGGCUUCAUGAAGUUGAGGAAAGCGGCUCAUUUGGACAUUCAUAGAGAAGGCGACGGCUCUAGCACUACUGAUAACACACAGGAGGGGGCGCCGCAGGGCUCGCUGUCUGCCGGCUCACGCAGUCUCGUGGCUUUCUUCAAAGAUUUCUGGCAUGGUAUCUUUAAAGAGGGGUCUAAAAAGUCCAAGCUGUCCAUCGAUAAGUCUACAGAGACGGACAAUGGAUACGUGUCUCUGGACGGACGCAACACCAGCAAAAGCAGCGAGGAGGGUUUACAGCUGCAUGAUCCUCACUGCGACCUGCUGCGCUCCGAGACGCACUGGAGCCUCCAGCACAACAGACACCAGCUGAUCCUGCCGCCCACGGGCAAGUGUCUGUCUGAGGCUGCGGUUCCUCGCGCGGUGGAGAACAUGUCGGGUGAAGCGUCCAGUGAAGAAGACCCAGAGAACUACAGCGCCCUCCGCAGAGGAGUGGAGCACAAGAACAGCGACUGUACGCUGCGCAACAGAAAAGCUCACCCCUACAAGAAGCAUUACACUGCUGAGGAGACGCUGAAGUCGGGCACCAGCUGCAGCUCGCGGACGCAGGACUCUGAGAGCGCGCGGCACGAGUCUGAGACGGAGGAUGUUCUGUGGGAGGACUUCCUGCACUGCGCCGAGUGCCGCUCCUCCUGCAGCAGCGAAACAGACGCCGACGGAUCCGCAGCCUGUUCUGCCUCUAAGAAAGAGUUCAGAGACGACCCGUUUCAUCAGGGUCACGUGCCGUGGCUCCACAGCUCUAAUCCGGGCCUGGAGCGCGUCAGCGCCAUCGUGUGGGAAGGAAACGAAUGCAAAAAAGCAGACAUGUCUGUGCUGGAAAUCAGCGGCAUGAUAAUGAACAGGGUCAAUCUGUACACUCCAGGCAUCGGCUAUCAGAUCUUGGGGAAUCUGGUGUCUGUGACGCUGGGUUUGACUCCGUUUGCGUACAGAUUGUUCCAGCACAAAGAGCCGGAGCAGCUGGCGUCUCUGUCGGCCGGUGAGCUGGUGUCUGUGGCCUUCGGCUCGUCCGCUGACGCUCUGGUGAUGGCGAUGGUGAGCGUGAGCUUCGUGGUGCGCGUCUGUCUCAUCUGGCUCUUCUUCUUCUUGCUCAGCGUCGCUGAGAGGACAUACAAGCAGCGGCUGCUGUUUGCGAAGUUGUUUGGUCACUUGACGUCGGCGCGGAGAGCCAGAAAAUCAGAGGUCCCUCAUUUCCGGCUGAAGAAGGUGCAGAACAUUAAGAUGUGGCUGUCGCUGCGCUCUUACCUGAAGCGUCGAGGUCCGCAGCGCUCGGUGGACGUGAUCGUCUCCUCUGCGUUUCUGCUCACGCUCUCGGUGGUCUUCAUCUGCUGCGCUCAGCUGCUUCACGUGCACGAGACGUUUCUGGAGUUUCACUAUAACUGGGAGCUGGUGAUCUGGUGCGCCUCGCUGUCGCUGUACCUGCUGAGAUUCGUCACGCUGGGCUCAGAAACCAGCAAGAAAUACAGCAACACCUCCAUCUUACUCACAGAACAGGUUAACUUGUACUUGAAAAUGGAAAAGAAACCAAAUAAGAAAGAAGAACUCACUCUGGUCAACAACGUCCUCAAACUGGCCACCAAAUUACUGAAGGAGUUGGACGCUCCGUUCCGUCUGUACGGUCUGACCAUGAAUCCUCUGCUGUAUAACAUCACUCAGGUGGUGAUUCUGUCGGCCGUGUCGGGGGUCAUCAGUGACCUGCUGGGCUUCAACCUGAAGCUGUGGAAGAUCAAAUCAUGACGGUGAAUCUGCAGUGAUUUCAGCUUCCCGAGGCGAUGCGCGUCUCAAACACACGGUGGCGCUGUUUCCCCUCGACGGCUUCCUGACAAUGAACUCUUGACCUGUUGUUCGGUCAUAGAGUGCUUGUGCAAUUCAGCUAUUUAUUUGACCCUUUCAGUGUUUUUUUUAUUCUGAAGUAUUUGUUUUAGCUGUUACAAUUGUUUUAAGUAUUAUUUUAGCUCCUGAUGUGACGUUCUCAUAGGAAAGAUAAUCCAGCGCAGUCUGAUCGGAGUUACUGAAACCAACAGAAAAGCCCCAUCAUGACGCGAUGAUCAUUGUGGAACGGAUGAAACUGACACACACACAACUGAAACUGCCGUUUUUACACGCGUGUGAGUUUCGUCAGUUGAUUUGCAGUUUUUCAGCUUUGUUUUCAUUCUCAGUAAUACGUGUCAGUGAGUUCAGAUGAACAUUAAUGCGUCUGAUCUCACACUGAUUCAGGAGCUUCACGUGUCGUCUGUGACCCACACACACUCCGUCGGUCUGUAAACACGUGUGCGUGUCAGUUAGCAAAGCCUCAAAGUGUGCACUUUAAAGCAGAAAAUGUUACAUGUUUCAGUCAGUCAACGGUUCAGUCUUGGUGUUUUGUACGUGACGUAACGACCAAAGUGUUUUUCUUUUUCCUUUGUCUGUUUGUUUGUUUUUUUUUGCUGGAGAUGAAUGUAUUCGACUCUCUGAACUCUGCUUUGUAAAGGGGACUGACAGUUACUUUUUGUUGUUGUUGUGAUGCUGUUUUAAGUUUUAUUCAUAUAGAUUCAUAUUUCUGUUCAUGGAGGGAAAAUGUUCUGUUACAAAGAAACACUAUUUAAAGAAAAAGAGAAACUGAAUGUCUCGUUCGCUUUUCAGAGAGAAUCUUGUGUUUCUAGUUUCUGUUUAUUAUUCAGACGUUUCUCUUCUCAGAUGAAGGUACAGCCAGCUUCACGGGAAUCUUGUGCUGGUGAAACUUAUAUUUCAACACGCUGUACAAAAUAAAUCUCUCAUGAAAA